This is a messenger RNA of Lindgomyces ingoldianus, 1515 nucleotides long. Its product is annotated as MFS sugar transporter-like protein. Gene Ontology annotation, biological process: carbohydrate transport; transmembrane transport. Lineage: Eukaryota; Fungi; Ascomycota; Dothideomycetes; Pleosporales; Lindgomycetaceae. The transcript has 5 exons. The record is from RefSeq and is a predicted model, not a curated record. Gene Ontology annotation, molecular function: carbohydrate:proton symporter activity. The coding region runs from base 1 to 1515 and encodes 504 amino acids. Gene Ontology annotation, cellular component: membrane.
AUGGCUAUUCCACCCAAGUGGUACCAAUUCCUUGUCAGUGUCUUUGCUUCACUUGGGUCGCUCCUCUACGGUUAUGAUUUGGGUGUAAUUGCCGAAGCUAUCGCAUCGCAGUCCUUUGCGAGCAAGUUCAAGCCGACCGACAAUGAGACAGGCGCAGUUGUUUCCGUCUUCACGGGAGGCGCAUUUUUCGGGGCUGCUAUAGCCGGACCGCUGGGUGAUAUUCUCGGUCGAAAAUUAACUAUCAUGAACGGGGCAAUUAUCUUUUGCCUCGGGGGAGGCCUGCAGACGGGGGCCCAGAAUCUGUCCUAUCUCUAUGCCGGAAGAGCAAUUGCGGGUCUUGGCGUCGGUGUUCUCGUCAUGAUCAUCCCCCUAUACCAAGCCGAACUAGCUCACCCAAGUAUUCGAGGGCGAAUCACCGCUCUUCAACAGUUUAUGUUAGGUGUCGGAGCCCUUGCUGCUGCUUGGAUAUCGUAUGGCACCUACGUGGGCUUCUCUCCAACGAAUAGCGCCCAAUGGCGUGUCAGUCUCGGGAUCCAAAUUAUCCCCGCCGCCGUCCUCGCAUGCUUGAUUCUCCUCUUUCCUGAAUCUCCACGUUGGCUCAUUGAUCAUGGGAGGCCAGAGGACGGAUUACGAACGCUUGCUAAAUUACAUGCUCAUGGGAACGAGAACGACCCCUGGGUUCGGGCAGAAUUUGACCAGAUCCAGGAUGCGAUUACUUUUGAGCAUGAACACGAGGCCAAGUCAUAUACCGAACUCUUUACCGACAAGUCUUGCUUCCGCCGGCUAUUUCUUGCUUGCUCCAUACAGGCUUCUAUUCAGAUGACCGGCGUCAGUGCAAUCCAGUAUUACUCAGUUACCAUAUUCGGCCAGAUGGGUAUCAAGGGUGAUGACACUCUGAAAUACCAGGCUAUCUCCUCAGUCAUAGCUCUAAUUGCCCAGUUCCUCUGUAUUCUCUUCAUUGACUACACCGGACGUCGCUGGCCGCUUAUUCUCGGAAAUCUUGGAAACAUGAUCACAUUUAUCAUCGCAACUAUUUUGCUUGCAAAAUUUCCUCCCGGAGAGAGUGGGAACAAUUCCGCCGCUUGGGGUUUCAUUGUCAUCACCUGGAUAUACAACUUCUCAUUUAGCGCUACUUGCGGACCUCUGUCCUGGAUUAUCCCAGCCGAGAUCUUUGACACCAAAACUCGAUCGAAGGGAGUCUCUAUUGCUACAAUGACCUCCUUCGCUUUCAAUACUCUCAUCGGGCAGGUCACGAAGCCGGCGAUGACCCAUGUGCGAUAUCGAUAUUAUUUCCUGUUCAUCAUUUGCAAUCUGACGAAUGCAAUCUUUUUUUGGGCUGUCUUACCAGAAACCGCGAAGCGUCCACUUGAGGAGAUGAACCAUCUUUUCCGAAACGCUCCGUUGUUUGUACCUGGCAUGAAGAAGUCCGAUUUUGCGACUCAUGAUUUGGAGCGCAGGGCUGAAGAGGUUGCAGCAAAGCAGGGAUAUGCUUCCCAUGUGGAGGAGAAAGCGUGA